UAUAAUAUAAAAUACUAAUGAACACAUUUGCCUAUAUUCACUUUAAAUUUUCUUUAGUUCUUUACUAGUUAUAAUUAAUAUUAGUAUUUUAUUUACAAUGGAAUUUUAUUCGUUGAUUUUAAUAAUGUCUAUUGUCGUUUUCGCUAAGAAACCAGACGAAGAAACAAAUUGCAAUCGUAGAAUUGUUAACAAAUACCGUGAGGAUUACAAAAAUUAUAUUAAAACAGUGGUUGGUUACAUUCGUUUAAAUAUUGGAUUGAAUGAAAUGCAAAAUCUAAAAUUCAAAAAGGAUUCAAUUUGUACUAUUAGUAUUGAGGAAGCUUUCAAACCCGAAAUAAACUACAAUAAUUUCAAAAAUAACUAUUUUUAUACAAUAAAUCUACUGAAUUUCAAGUACACUGAAAUACUAAAAAACUUCCUCGAUUAUAUCGACAUUAUUCUCCAAGUAUGUAAGCAAUUUCAUGAAAGAAAUUUAGAAGAAAAAUUUAUUUGUUGUGUAACAUCACUUAUAGAAGAAGUGAAAAAUUCUAAGACUAUGUUUGAAAAUCUCUACAAUGGUAUGACGUUUAUAAGCAACAUAGAUGUAAGAUUUGUGUUUCAAGGAUGCAUUAUGCCGAAUGUUAUAAUUAAUGAAAUCAACUUUUUUCAAAAAUAUGUGUUGUAUAAAAUAUCAGAGAGCAGCCAAUUAGAUCACAACACACAUUUUAAUUUCAACUGCUUACCAAAUAUUGAAUACUCAGAAAUGAAUUUUGAGAGUUUAAACGAAUUUCUUACAGUAGCAUCAAUAAUAGUAAACAAUCUCUUUAAAAAUAGUAAUAUCAUCGACACUUCUAUAAAAACCAAUUCGACAACAAUUCAAAAUAAUGAUGAUGAAUUUUAUUUAGUCUAUUUAACAUGUAGUAAACUUAAAUCGUUUUAUACUGAAAACAUAGAAAUCUGGUAUAAAAAUCUUGGCUUUGAAAAAUUUCUCAAUCCCAAAAUACCCAUACUCAUACCUCCAAUAGAUUCAAAAUUUAAUAUAAAUGUGGCAAUUAAAGCUUUCAAUAUACUUCGACAUGAAUCUGGUUGGAAAACAAUGGAACACAUAAAUAUAGUAUAUAAUGAAAAACUAUAUAGCGUAGAUUGUAUUAUGAAAGACUCAAUUGAUAACAUAAAUUUUCAAAUAAAAAAAGAACAUGUAAUGCAAUUAUUAAGAUGUAGAUACACAGAAAUAAUUAAAAAUUAUCACAUGUUAUUAACUGUUUUAUUGACUCUAUGCGAUAAUUAUGCAAAACAUUUCAACUACAAUUGUUUGAUUAAAUUCUUUGACUCAUUCAAUAAAUCUAAAAUAAUGUUUGAAGGUCUGCAAUCAGCUUUAAUUACUUUAAAAAAAUCAUUACUUUGGAAUAUUACUGCAAUGUCUCAUUCGAAUUUACAAAAAAUAUUAAAAUGGGUUGACGAUUUUAAUUGUUUAUUGAAUAACAAUGAAUUUUCUCAAGAUAAAUUUCUCGAUCAAAAAGGUAUUCAAAUCACCGAUAUUAUAAACAAAAAAGUUGUAGUUUUAUUAAAUUUUCGUAAACAAUUUUAUAUUGAUUUAAAUAGUGAAUUGGGUAACAUGAACUCCCGUUGUAAAAUGAAAGAUAAUUUUUUUGAUAAGACCCAACUUGAAAAUUAUUUUAAGUAUUUAGCAAGUAAAAUGAGUACUUCAUAUUAUGAACAUUCAAUCCAAAUGUAUCAUAUUGCAUGUAAUUAUUUUGACGAGUUUUGUGAAAAUGUUUACAAAUCUUGUUAUGAAAAUUUAGGAUUCAGAAAAGUUAAUCGUCUCAACAAAACCUCUGAUGAAAUAAUAAUGGUGGAUUAGAUUGAUUAUUCUCCUACUUAGACUUUACUACAUAAUAAAUGCUAAAUAUCAACCAGUUGCAAUAAGUAAAUUUCAUAAAAUUAUUUCUACAGUAAAUUUACUAGAUCACUAGAUUACUAGUUACAUUUAAUAUAUAAAAAAAUAUAUAUAUUUUUU
Daktulosphaira vitifoliae (grape phylloxera) is the source of this 1996-nucleotide messenger RNA. RefSeq lists its product as uncharacterized. The record is from RefSeq and is a predicted model, not a curated record. NCBI's taxonomy places the organism in Eukaryota, Metazoa, Arthropoda, Insecta, Hemiptera, Phylloxeridae. The transcript is spliced from 3 exons. Bases 98 to 1840 code for a protein of 580 amino acids.